GCUCAGAAUCUAUUACCAGCUCUCUCUCUACUUACACUUCCCCCUUCACAGAAAUAUCGAGAGAGAGAAAGAUACUUUUGUUUAUGGUCUACUUCACUUGCUUUGGCAAUUUUAACUUAAUUUUAAAAUAAAGCCCUUGAAUUGAACUGAGCGAGAGAGAGAGAGAGAGAGAGAGAGAGAGAGAGAGCCAGCAGCUCCCCUCUGUGCACUCAGUCGGAGACAGUUACCGCAGAUUGUGAAGACAGAGCAAUCAGUCCAGUACUGAGAGCUCGUUUUAUUUACGGUAAAAAUGUCGGCCAGACCAGGCUACUAUCGGCAGGAGCUGAACAAGACUGUAUGGGAGGUUCCCGAGCGGUACCAGAACCUGACUCCCGUAGGCUCGGGGGCCUACGGUUCGGUAUGCUCAGCAUAUGACGUGCGGCUACGACAGAAGGUGGCGGUGAAAAAGCUGUCUCGGCCUUUCCAGUCCCUUAUCCACAGUAGGCGCUCGUACCGUGAGCUCCGGCUACUCAAGCACAUGAAACAUGAGAACGUAAUAGGACUACUGGAUGUAUUCUCCCCUGCUGCAUCGCUAGAGGACUUCCAUGAAGUCUACCUGGUAACCAACUUGAUGGGGGCAGACCUGAACAACAUAGUCAAAUUCCAGCGUCUCUCUGAUGAGCAUGUGCAGUUUCUUAUUUACCAGCUGCUCAGAGGCCUCAAGUACAUCCAUUCAGCAGGACUGAUCCACAGAGACCUAAAACCAAGUAACGUGGCAGUGAACGAGGACUGCGAGCUGAGGAUCCUUGACUUUGGAUUGGCCAGACAGACGGAUGAUGAGAUGACGGGGUACGUGGCGACUCGCUGGUAUCGAGCGCCAGAAAUCAUGCUUAAUUGGAUGCACUACAAUCAGACAGUGGAUAUCUGGUCAGUGGGAUGCAUCAUGGGAGAGCUGCUGAAGGGGAAGGUCCUGUUUCCAGGCAACGACUAUAUCGACCAGCUGAAGAGGAUUAUGGAGGUGGUGGGCACCCCGACCCCUGACCUUCUACAGAAGAUCUCUUCUGAACAUGCUCAGAAAUAUAUCCAGUCUCUACCCUUCAUGCCCCAGCAGGACUUAGAGAAGAUAUUCAGAGGAGCCAACCCAAUGGCUGUGAAUCUACUGAAGCGCAUGCUGGUUCUGGACUGUGAUGGGCGUAUCUCUGCCAGUGAGGCUCUCUCCCACCCUUAUUUUUCCCAGUACCACGACCCGGACGACGAACCAGAGGCCCUGCCCUACGACCAGACGCUGGAGAGCAAGGACCGCACACUAGAGGAGUGGAAAGAGCUGGUGUUCGGGGAGAUGAAAGGAAUCAAAGCGCCUGUCAGCGAGACGAGUAGUCUACAGGUGGAACAGUGAAAGACAAACCCCGCCUCCUUCUGCUCGGUCUGUCCCGUCAGCUGAGGAAGGACCGCCGUCUUGUCUCCGUCUGUCUGUUGGCCGGCGUUGGGGCGACGGGAGGAUCGGAGAGAAAGAGAGAAACAACGCUGUGUCCCCUAGAGGCAUGACACCCCUCCCCUUGCUCACUGUGACUGGCUAUUUGACUGCCUGUCUUGAGUUUUGUAAAAGGGGAGCAGGGAGAGGGGAGGUCUGGUUGAACUGAAAGUGAUGAGAAUACGCACAUUACGAUGAUUACAGGGAGCAUGCUUUGAUAGGUAUAUGUUUAGUCUGUUGAAGAGAGGUAGGAGAGAGAGACAGACAGAGAAAGUAGCACUAGGGUUUUCAAAUCUACCUAAGGGUCCAACUGGUAAAUGGUCAUUGGCUAUAGGUUACUGGAAAUCUUUCGUCAUGAAGACAUUUUAUAAGCAGUCAUAACGGAUGUCACUUUAAGUCUGCUUAUAACACCUGUUAUGUCAUGGUAAUGACAGUUUUAUGACAUAGGGUUCUAGUGAAUUUUUGUCAAGAAUUUUCCACACAUUUGAUCAUAUUUCUAUUUUAGUUGUAGCAAAUAUCUGUUAUUUCACAGAAACUUACAUAAGAUGGUUCCUCCCUCGAUAUAGACCAAUGAAUGCCCUUUGUGCUGUUACUGCAUAACAUCCCCCAACACUCACCAAUAUGCCACUGAAUGACCAAUGACAGAGAUAUACUGUACAUGGACAGGAUUAGUGUCUGUAGGGUUUAAGACUUUGCAUCAUGUACAACUAUUGGCCAGAUUCCCUAAGCAUUUACAACUGUUUUUACAGAACAACACCGGUGGUAGUGUUUUGUUUACGGAGACAUAACUGCAUUGCUGCAAAUGCUAUGUAGAUAUGUCCCAAUGUACAGGUAACUGCCAACAUAAAGAAUACAUCAACAUAAAGGCUUUUAAUAGGGCCUUGGGCCAACACAAGCCAGGGCAGAUUCAGUGCACCUUGGCAUAGUUUCUGGAACUCUAUUGGUGGGAUGCGACACCGUUCUUCCAUGGGAAAUUCCAUCGUUUGGUGUUUUGUUGAUGGUGGUGGAAAACGCUGUCUCAGGCGCUGCUCCAGAAUCUCCCAUAAGUGUUCAAUUGGGUUGAGAUCUGGUGACUGAGACGGCCAUGGCAUAUGGUUUACAUCGUUUUCAUGCACAUCAAACCAUUCAGUGACCAUUCGUGCCCUGUCGAUGGGGGCAUUGUCAUCCUGUGGGGGCAUAGCCAUGGUGGCCAAAAUAAUGGCCUGCCCAUAAUUUUUAAACAUGACCCUAAACUUGAUGGGAUGUUAAUUGAUUAAUUAACUCAGAAACCAUACCUAUGUGGAAGCACCUGUUUUCAAUAUGCUUUGUAUCUCUUAUUAACUCAAGUGUUUCCAUUAUUUUUGCAGUGACCUGUAUGUAAGCAUGUAUGCAUUUGUUGCUGGUAUCAACCAUUUCAAAUUCCACUUGGCUCCAGUCCAACAGGUUUUACUAGUCCCUGGCUCUGUUGAGAAACCCAAACCUAUAGCUGAAGUUUACAUCUGAACAUUCAACAGAUACUAUUACCCACAGUGACUCCCACAGAUAAGAUUACCCACAGUGACUCCCAUAGAUACCAUUACCCACAGUGACUCCCACAGAUACCAUUACCCACGGUGACUCCCACAGAUACCAUUACCCACAGUGACUCCCACAGAUACCAUUACCCACAGUGACUCCCACAGAUACCAUUACCCACAGUGACUCCCACAGAUACCAUUACCCACAGUGACUCUCAGAUGCAUUAUGCAGAUUAAAUUGGAUUUACAAUAGGUCUGAAUGUUGUCGUUUCAGAGGUCUAAUAUUCAGCAUGUUAUAAAGGGGCGUACUGAGGUGAACGAAUUACAGGGGAGUAAAAUAAUUCAAUUUUCAGUAAAAAACAUGUUCUGGAACUGCAACAUAUACUACCCCAAGAACUUCAACAUCAAUCAUAUACACAAUGCCUCAAUUACAGUAGAGAUCAUCCAAAAUACUCUUUCUCGAUUGAUGUUUGACUAUUUACAGUCUUGUAUGUGUCAUGUACAAAUGUUGAUUUUGGAAACUUGGUGGAUUUAAAUAGAACUGCAAAAAAGAUGAAUGUAUACAAAACUGUAUGUUUAAAAAACAAGUGUCUUUUCAUUCUAUGGUGGCAUGAAUUUUAACUGUACAAUUUCUGCCGUAUGCAUUUCCAAUCAAUAACCGAAUGUCAACUCUGUGUCAUAAUGCCAUGACAACUCAUGACAGUUGAUGUCAACCAACUCAACUCUAUUACAACAGUUAUAACACCAUUAUGCAGCAUGAACAAGUAAACAUUUGGUUACACAUAUUCAGAAUAAAUCAAAUCAAUCUAUUUCCUGUUUUGGUAACGUCAUGAAUGCGUGCAUCAAUCCAGUCUUGUUUUCUCCCAAAAAUGAUUAAGUCUGUUGUUGUAUGGAUACAUUCCUUUAUGUUUCCAAGUAUCACGCAGCAGACUAUCAGCCGGUAUGCAGCACUAUGUCAGUGGUGAGAAUCUGUCAUGGGCAUAGCAUGUUGUGGCAUUAUGAAAGACCACUUUACUCCAGAGUUACGGCCUACUCAUUCCUCCUCCACAUGGCCAAAGUUCCAUCAAUACUCCCAGCCCACACACACAGUAGCUUUCCAGUGCUUUAUGGGUUCCAAGUCUGAGUAUACAUGGCCUUUUCUGUGUGUGUGUGUGUGUGUGUGUGUGUGUGUGUGUGUGUGUGUGUGUGUGUGUGUGUGUGUGUGUGUGUGUGUGUGUGUGUGUCAAUUUGCCUUCAAGGUCCAUUCCUGCAUGUUUCCAACAAACAUGCCUGCAGGCAUCAAACUAUGUCAUAAUCUCUCAACCACAGAACAGAGACAGUAUUAUGAGAGACCAUCAUGACGACGCAUGUAACCUCUUCUUCCUCGUCAUCAAUAAAAGCUAAAUUCAUCACCA
Molecule: messenger RNA, 4340 nt
Organism: Oncorhynchus tshawytscha (Chinook salmon)
Lineage: Eukaryota; Metazoa; Chordata; Actinopteri; Salmoniformes; Salmonidae
Product: mitogen-activated protein kinase 11
Exons: 12
Coding region: 290-1375 (361 amino acids)
Biological process (GO): protein phosphorylation; intracellular signal transduction
Cellular component (GO): cytoplasm; nucleus
Molecular function (GO): MAP kinase activity; ATP binding
Source: RefSeq, a predicted model, not a curated record